AGAGCGCACCGCAAGCGGACGCGAGUUGCGACCAGCGGUGACGGCUGCCCCGACAUACGCGAUCAACUCCCAGUGACACGUGCUCAGUGCUCGAGUGUUGUGAACAGUGCGGAGUGGACGUGGGUUGAGGGUUCUGAGUGACUCUAGAAACUGACUUGUUGGGUUCAAGCCGAUUGGAGAUGACUUGAUCGUCGAUGAUUCGAACCGCUCUUCGUUGUAUGCGGUCAAAUGGAAGAAGCUGGUACUGGGGAGCACCCGCCCAGAGAUCGCAAGCCUUCAGUAACCAGCCGUAACUCUCACCUCGCCUACGAAAGUCUAAGACAUUAGUGUCGCCGACACUCAUCACGACAUUGGCAACACUUGAACUGCAGGCGCCGACGACGAUGCGUGGCGCCGCAGCUGCGACGGGCGCGGGGAGCGCGGGGGACGCCCGCUAGGAUGCGACAUGAACGGCUCGGCCGCGCUCGAGUGCUACACGGAGCUGGGGGUGUCUCCGGGAGACAAGGCGUUCCGGUUCGUGGUGCACGGCGUGUUGUUGAACGGCAUCGGCGCCGCGGGGCUGCUGGGCAACGCCCUAGCCGUGCUGGUGCUGUCGCGGCCGCAGAUGCGCUCCUCCAUCAAUUGCCUGCUGGUGGGGCUAGCAGCCUGCGACACACUCCUCAUCCUCACCUCGCUGCUGCUGUUCGGACUCACGGCAGUCUACCCCUACACCGGCCACCUGCGCUACUACUACUACCACAUCUGCCCCCACAUCACGCCCUACGUGUACCCGCUGGCGAACGCCGCGCAGACCAUGUCGGUUUACCUGACGCUGAUCGUGACGGUGGAGCGCUGGGUCGCCGUGUGCCAUCCUUUCCGCGCCAAGUCGCUGUGCACGUCGUCGAGGGCGCGUUGGUACGUGCUGGGCACGGCGCUGUUCGCGCUAGUAUACAACGCGCCGAAGCUGUUCGAGGCCGAGGUGGUGGCCGAGGGUGCGCCGGGUGGCGAGGUGGUGUACUGCGUGCAGGCCGACAUGAGCUUCCGCACGGACACGUACGUUGCGAUCUACAUCCACUGGAUGUACCUGCUGGUUAUGUACAUCGUGCCGUUCUCCGCACUGGCGGCGCUAAACGCCUGCAUCGUGCGCCAGGUGCGGCGCGCACAGGCGGAGCGUGCCCGCCUGUCGCGUGUUCAGCGCCGCGAGUUGGGUCUGGCCACCAUGCUGCUCGUCGUAGUGCUCGUUUUCUUCAUCUGCAACCUGCUGCCGCUUGUCACCAACGCGUUCGAGGUGUUCCUCGGCGACGAGUUCGAUCACCUCGACCCGCUCGUCAAGACUAGCAACUUGAUGGUGACCAUCAACAGUAGCGUCAACUUCUUGAUAUAUGUCAUAUUCGGAGAGAAGUUCAAGCGGGUGUUCCUGAAGAUGUUCUGCGCGGGUCGGGUGCGCCGUGGCUGGACGCGCGGUUCGCCCGACCAGACGCGCGAUGACUCGUUCGCGUCGUGCGGCGAGCGCAUGUCUCUUCGCCUGGUGCGAGACGGCACGUUGCGGCGGUCGGACGCGCGUCCCAACCGCACCCGCCCGCGCGUCCCGCCCGCUCCCGCGCCCACUGUGUACUACCCCGCACCCCCCACCCCCUCCACCGACGUGUCCGUAACAUCGCUGGCGCCGGACGUCGCACACCACGUCGCCAAUGGUAACUCUCGGAUACACUUCUGACGAAGGCAGAACAUUGUGUAGGUGUGAACCUUUUGCUCGAAUGUCGAAAGUUUUUUCCGCGGCUUUCAGUAGAGUGAACUAUUCGAUAUCGCCACUUAAAGAAAGACGGAUUUUGGACUCCUUAUAAAUCAGCUUGGCCUUAAAGCCCACACAAUACGCGGGUAACGGUAUAUGGUUCCCGUGGUGUCGCACGGGAGUGUCGUCGGUACUGAAUGCAUCAAACGUAAGUCGGUUUUUUAUCCCCUUACAUAAAUAAAUAUUGUAUCGACGGUAUUGGUUGAUAGUAAUAGUAAUUGUUUCGCAGGGCACAUAAUCUUUUUAUAUUUUCGGUUUUUUUUAAUCCAAUUUAUAAUUCUCUAUUUUCUUUAUACUUGUAAGAGUUGAUUUUUUUAUAAAUAAUGCAAAGUAUCGAUGGAUUGGCGAUAAUAUUUCACGUACGGACAGUACCGACGUGUUGAGUGCGGGCGAUUCACUCUACUAUUAGCCAGGUAAAAGAUCAGUUCUGCAAGGAAACACGUUUGUAACAGGGCUUGCGAAGGUCUGUGGUGACAGAUGACCUUACAUGGUCUUGUUUAAAAGACACUACUUUACUACGUGUAGAAGAAUUGGACGGAUCAUUUUUGUAACUUUUACGAAUUAUGAUUUUGACUGUAAGACGUGUUGGUGAAAUAUAAAGUCGCGUCAUCACCAUUCUGUUUAACUUGUAGAUUGCGUUGCAAUGUCCGGGAAAUAAUCGUCUCUAUUGUUCUACUUACAAGUUUAAAACAAUGAAUGUGUAUGAAAGUGAAUGAUAGUAUUUUCUUUGAUUUACGCAAAUGUGACACAUUUAAAUAAAACACUUUAACGUGUUUUGCGUAAAAGGUUACAUUUUUUAUUAUUAUUUUAGUUCACCCGACAUUUCAAGACCUUUCCAGAUCUCGUUUUCAAGGGGGACUUCGGAUGAAAUGAGCCAAGAUAGUAUUUGUCAAAGGUAGUUGUAAUUAUGAAGUUUUGCGCCAUAUAUUGCCUCGAAGGUGGUAUUUGCUGUAGACAGAUAGUUUUUGGCAAAAACCAUCUGCUAAACUUCAUAAUACUACCUAACAAAUACUAUCUUGAGUCAUUACAUCUGAAGUCGUCUUUAAAACGAACGAGAUCUGGAAAGGUCUUGAAAUGUCGGGUUACAUAAAUAAAAUAGUAUUAAAAUUGAAACUCAAAAAUCGAAUGUAAAAUCAAAUUUACAAUUAUACGCGAUUUUACCCUUUAUAAAGUAUUUUUAUUUAAAAGUGAAUCUCCUUGUUCAAGUUGGUCCAUGUAAAACGUUUCUGUAUCGUGAGUAACAUUUGUAGUUACUGGGGGUGUCUCCGGGAGACAAGGCGUUCCGGUUCGUGGUGCACGGCGUGUUGUUGAACGGCAUCCGCGCCGCGGGGCUGCUGGGCAACGCCCUAGCCGUGCUGGUGCUGUCGCGGCCGCAGAUGCGCUCCUCCAUCAAUUGCCUGCUGGUGGGGCUAGCAAUAACAAUCAGGUUUACCGAAAGUAAACCUGAUUGUAGAUUGUUCAUAAGAAUCGGUAGUAAAUCCAACAAUUGCUCUUUUAACAAAUAUAUAAACUUAAUACAAAAGUCUUAGAUUAUUAAGGAUUGGUCUCCGCUGCACUCAAGUCAACUUACACUACGCCCAAGUGGGUACUCGAGCCAGUUUCGAGCAAUGUGUGACAUUAAUGUGCCACAUGUUCUGUUAAACUUUACUACUAAUUGAAGCAAAUAUUUUCGUACUAAAACUUUAUAAAAAUAAUAAAUACUACAAAAAAUAAGAAAGACACUGCGAUCACAUAUCAUCAAUAAGUAUUUUGUAUUUUAUUCAAAUAUUCAAAUUCAAAUAUUUUUAUUCAAAAUAGGAUGUGACUAAUAAGUGAUUUAUUGAAAGUCAAAAACUACCAUCCAUUCCAAAAUUAAUGCAUCAGACCUGAGAAGAACAGGCGCAACAAACUCAGCGGGCUUUUUUUCAUCGAAAAAUAUGCUUACAAAGUAAUAUUGUACAAUUAAACUUAAAUUUAUUUAAUAGCCUAAGGGCGGUCACUCCAUUCCCAAUCUGUGGUAUCAUUAAGAAAGUAAUUUAUGUUAUAGUAACCUUUACUGCACAAACGUUUUUUAACAAUUCUUUUGAAUAAUUUCAAUGUAAAAUAACACGAAGCGUAUGUUACAAAAUUUGAAAAAUGCCAUUGAGUGUCAAAUGCACACAAAUAUCUAAGGCAGUGCGAUAUCCAUGACCAAUCCUUAAUCUGUGUCUACUUUUGGACUUAAAGACUUAAGAAUAUUAUAUUAUAGAAAAUACCGUAAUAAUGACAUGAUAUUUGUAUAUAAUGUUGUACAUAGUAUUUAGAUAUACAAUAGGGGUAAAGACAAGUCGAGAAACAGCGGGCGUCGUGUUACGUAGUGACACUCACCGCUCGAGACAGUCCGAGCUGAGAACACGAGCGUCACAUUGAGUAUUGAUUGUUAAUUGUAGUUAGAUAAGCUAUGACAUUAUAUUAUUAGUUGUAGUUUAAGAAACUAUGUAAGUUUAUUAUGUUAUAAUUUAUUGAUUAUUGAUAAAUAUCUACAUGUUCGACAUGAUAUUUAAAUAUAAACCUAUUGAUGUA
Messenger RNA from Leptidea sinapis, 4312 nucleotides. RefSeq names its product FMRFamide receptor-like (gene FMRFaR). The record is from RefSeq and is a predicted model, not a curated record. Gene Ontology annotation, molecular function: G protein-coupled receptor activity. Lineage: Eukaryota; Metazoa; Arthropoda; Insecta; Lepidoptera; Pieridae. Gene Ontology annotation, cellular component: membrane. Gene Ontology annotation, biological process: G protein-coupled receptor signaling pathway. The coding region runs from base 446 to 1696 and encodes 416 amino acids. The transcript has 4 exons.